Pocillopora meandrina is the source of this 2481-nucleotide messenger RNA. The record is from the annotation of a GenBank genome assembly. NCBI's taxonomy places the organism in Eukaryota, Metazoa, Cnidaria, Anthozoa, Scleractinia, Pocilloporidae.
AUGCACAAACAUAGGAAGGUAAAAUACGCUGAAAGUUGCUUGUGUUAUGUGUCAAUCUGACGGGAUUUAACGGGUCUAACACUUCUUUCAUUUUGGUUCUAGUUCGGGAGACAUCGAUGUUUCCCAAUUCCAAAUAAACAACCGAACGUCACGAAUUACAUGUUUGUUCAAAUCUAUUCAAGAGCUUCGGGGAAAUACAUUCAAGUUAAGAGGAACGGAGUUGAUGCUGGCGGCGUGAAUGGCUCACAAUAUGGUAAGGAUGCCGAUUUGUGUAUGUGUGUUUUUAAUAUUAAAACGUGUAGAGACAGGAUACUGUAAUACAAUUAAGCUUUCUGUUGCUUUGUCUUCAUUAAUCUCGUUUUUUUGUCCUGUUUUAAAUUAAACGGACUGGUUGGGAUCCCGAAAGAGGCCUUCAAGCCCGUAUGCUCGAUCUCUCGUAACGAAUGAGGAUUUUUUGCCUGGGGUUGUGAGAAAAAAGGACUGGAAAUCAAAAUUUUUUCGUUUCGUUGCCUUAGUUAAUAUAGACGAAUAUGAUGGAAAGAAAAAUUCACAAAGGAUAAGAAGCAACUUAAGAGAAAUGUCAAAGAAGAACGAUGAAGACAAGAACACGAUCUCGAUUAAGCAGAUAUUUGAGAUGAUUUUCCGUAAGCAAGAAAAAAGAUAUUUCUGGGUUAAUUAUUGUGAAAUUUGAAAGAAAAACAAAGCUUUUUAAUGAGAAACUGUUCACUGAUUCUCACGCCCAAGGGCUUUUUAAUUUAAACGAGCAGGGCGUCUUGUAACAAACUUAAUGGAAAAAAACACUCCACAAUGAUAUCAAGAUGUUCGGGGAAUGGAAAUUGUUAUUUUCUUUCCUUUUUUUAAGACAACAUUUGGAUUGAUCCUUGUUCUGGGGGUUGACGAUCUUUAAAAAAUCAUUAGAGGAUUCAAACCAUUCCUUAAUAGAUGUCCAAGAUAGGGUCAUCUGUAUAAAAAGUAAACAACCUUAAACCCUCAGGCGAAUACUCCCCCGGCUGUGGUUUGGGUAGGGCCCGGACCGUCGAACCUUUCAUCAAUGAGGUCAUCCCAUUCACUUUUGGCGUAAAAAGUGUUAAAUCAGACUCCUACAGUUAGCUACGAACCGUUUCUCGAACUCCUGGGAAAAGCUGUUUUUCUCUACGUGUUUAACGAGUUAAGAUCGAGAUAGUAAUAGAAUUAACGGUGUUAUUGUGCGUGCGAGAAAGUUUUUGUCGGCGUAGGUAACGUCUAACAAUCUUUCAAAUGCUUUUUUUCAGCCGUCAUAUCCAUGCGCACCAGAUUUGCUAGUGCACGAAUAAUGCUGUCAAGUAACCAGGCUAAUUUCGCACCUGUAACGAUAAAAUUUUUUACGAUAAAUGUACGACUCUCUGAAAUUUAGAUCGCUACUUAUAAGAUUAGUUCCAGAUUGGCAAACCGGGAUUGUGUAUAAGAUCAGAUCUACGAUAUGCGACCGACGGAAGUGCACAUGUUAGAAAGGAAAUUCUCGGGCCUUAGUGCAAUACCCUAACUUCGCCUACAUUCAAUCUGUAGCGUUACUGAAGCUGGAGACGGGCGACUUGGCGAGUCUUGUUACCAUCCAAGGGGUGAAAACAAACCGUUACCUCUGCCUAAAUAGGAUAGGACACAUCGUUACAAGGGUGAGAAAAUCUUCUCUUAACGCGUUUUAUUACUAAGCACAGCUGACAAUAAAUCGCAUUGACCAUGCUUUGGCUAUGACCUUCGUACAGCAACAACUUGCCUCUGAUCGUGGCCGUAUUUAUUUUGACAGACGUUAAAACCAUCCCACACGUGUUAUACAUCUCAGACGUACAAUUUAUCGGGGAACUGGCCAAGUGAAAAGCCAGAAUGCAUCACAAAAUCAAACAAGAAUGUAUGUUAAGUCGUAAAAAAGUGAGGGCUCGUUCCCAGGCGCUCAUCCUGUUUCGCCGCUCUCCGCUGACCGCGACUCAUCUAUUUUCUGGAGUCUUCUCGAUUUUCAUGCGACUUGAAUAAUGCAUUAUGACUAACUUUCAUAAAGUCUUAAAUUAUCGCCAGUGGGGGGGGAAGGUGGGAGGACUUGAGGGGAUUAUAAGAAUAUCGCAGAGCCCUAUAGGGGGAUCAGUUUAAUUUUAUCUUUGCACAUCCAAAAUCUUCCAACUUCCCACCGCGCGCCACAAUAUACCAUAAUGGUUAUUUCCUUCUUCUGACCAUUUUUAUUUAUUUUAGAAGAAAAAGCAAGAAUUUUCAACGAUGAAGAGGUGCGAGUUUUACCAAGAAGAUGUUAAGGGCUAUGACCAAUACAGAUCAGCCAAGUAUCCACAAUGGAUCUUGGGUUUCUCCAGACGGGGUCGCAUUUUGAGCGGAAUCAAGAGUGCCAAUUGCAAAAGUAAAUGCAGUUAUUUCUUGCGAUACCAGCAGCCAAACGCUCAGACAAGAAAACAUCGCAGGAACCUGAGGCAGAUGCUUGGAAAGUUUAUGAGACGUUAA